GCUUCAUUCUCGUCUCUGGUUCACGAUAAAAGAAGAGAAGGGGGUCGAGCCAUCCCACCUUCUCUCCCUCUCUCCAUCGGCUCCAGCCAGCCCUAGGCUAUAUCUCUUUACGUCUCGAAGAAGAAGAAGAAGAAGAAGGAGGAGGAGGAGGAGGAGGAGAAAGCGGAGGAGGAAGGACGCAUCGCAUCCACGGCAGCCAAUCUCGGUUUCAUUUUGAAUGAAGGUGACUUUAUAUCUCAUAUCUUGGGGAAUUUAGCGUGAUGAUGCUUGACACAGAGUUCAUUCAGAGAAGAAAGAGGUGCAUGUGCUGUUCGAUGCCUUGACAUUUACAGGCUGGGGGACACUUUAUACAUGCCUUCACAAGUGGCUCGGAUGAAAGGCUGUGAAAUUGUACAGAUUUUAUGGCUCAACAAUCUUCUCGCCUUCAUCGCUUACUUACAUUGCUGGACACGGGUUCAACUCAAGCAACAAGGUUUGCAGCCGCACGACAGAUUGGUGACAUUGCAAAAGCUCACCCACAGGAUUUGAGUUCACUUCUAAAGAAGAUAUCUCAAUUUCUUCGAAGCAAAAAUUGGGACACCAGGGUUGCUGCUGCCCAUGCUGUGGGUGCAAUUGCUGAAAAUGUUCGACACCCAUCUCUGAAUGAACUGUACUCACGUCUAGAGUCUGAGAUGCUUAAGGCUGGAGUCCCUGAUGAUGUGAAGGUGCUUGUGUCCCACUGGUGUAAUGCUAGUCCAACGCCAGCUGCUGGCCUGUCCUUUGAAAGUUUUGACAUAGGCAAGGUGUUGGAAUUUGGUGCACCUUUGUUGGCAUCGGGGGGCCAGGAGUAUGAUGUUUCUAAUGAAAAUAGCAAAAUCACUGGUGAACGCUUGGCUCGUCAAAAGCAGAAUCUUCGCCGUCGAUUGGGUUUGGAUGUAUAUGAACAAUUCAUAGAUGUCAGUGAUAUGAUUCGUGAUGAGGAUCUUAUGAGCCAGAAAUUUUAUUUGCACGAUAAUGGUACAAACAUUGGUUAUCAAAGAUAUCAGUCUGGACAACAUAUACAUCAACUUGUUGCAAGUAUGGUUCCUAGUUACGUGUCUAGGAGAUUGAGUGCUAGGGAGUUAAAUCUUCUGAAGAGGAAGGCGAAGGUUAAUGUGAAAGACCAGCAGAAAGGUUGGUGUGAAGAAGAUGAUAGUGAAGCACAAGUUUCACAAAAUCUUUUGACACCUAAAGCGGGAUCAUUAGAACCAGUAGUCUCUGAGAAGGUCUCUUUAGAAACUAUGGCAGAUCAUGAGAAUUCUGAGCAAGAAGGGAUUGGAAGGUGGCCAUUUAGUCACUUUGCUGAGCAGCUUAUGCUUGACAUGUUUGAUCCCAUAUGGGAAGUGCGACAUGGAAGUGUAAUGGCUUUGAGGGAAAUCCUCGCCCAUCAAGCAGCUUCUGCUGGUGUAUUUGUGCCUGAUUUGGACUCGGAAGGUUGGUGGUCUCUGCAGAUUGAUGACAAGAGUGGAAUUACGGGGGUAAAAAGGGAAAGAGAGAUUGAUUUAAACGUGCAACUUUUGACAACUGAGACACAACCUGUUUUGAAGAGACAAAAAUCAGAAAGCAAUAUGUCUACCGACAUGGAGGUCGCUCAGGGUAUAUGCCUGAAGUCUGAGGAUGAUCUAUCAGUCUUCAACCAAGGUGGAUUAAGUAUAGGUCCUGUUAAAGUUGAGCCAGAGUUAGAUUCUGCUGGCUCUUAUUUUUCAGAAAGACAGGCUCAGCAAAAUCAUGUGUUACAUGACACUGUAACAAAAAAUAGUAGCUUUGCCACAGUGAUGGAUACGUUAUCUAAUUUUCCAGAAGGUUCCAAACUAGUAAAAUUGGCAAAACUGUCAAGGCAUUCAUGGGCAAAAAAUUGGGAGUUUCUUCAAGAAUGUGCAAUUCGCUUGGUUUGUGUUUUAUCGUUAGACCGAUUUGGAGAUUAUGUUUCUGAUCAAGUAGUUGCUCCGGUUCGUGAAACAUGUGCCCAAGCUCUAGGUGCAGUCAUAAAGCAUGUACACCCUUCACUAGUUCAUGAAACACUGAGUGUCCUUCUCCGGAUGCAGCACCGUCAAGAAUGGGAGGUUCGGCAUGGCAGCCUUCUGGGUAUCAAGUACUUGAUUGCUGUUAGACAGGAAAUGCUUCAUGAGUUACUUGGCAAUGUUCUUCCUUCAUGUAGAGCUGGUCUAGAGGACCCUGAUGAUGAUGUUAGAGCAGUUGCUGCUGAAGCAUUGAUACCUGCUGCCGCUCCUAUAGUUUCCUUUAUGGGUUUAAAGUUACAUUCAAUUAUUAUGUUACUUUGGGAUAUAUUGCUUGAUCUUGAUGACUUGAGUCCAUCCACAAGCAGUGUUAUGAACUUAUUGGCAGAAGUAUAUUCUCAGCCAGAAGUGGCUUCAAAAAUGCUGGGAGCAUCAACAUUGAUGGAGAAGAACUUAGAUCUCAAUGAAAAUGUGCAACUUGGAGAAAAUGGUGUGAAAAAUGAUGAAAACCCAUACGCAUUAUCUUCUCUAGCGCCUCGGUUGUGGCCAUUUAUGAGACAUAGCAUCACAUCAGUUCGGCAUGCUGCUAUAUCUACUCUGGAAAGGUUGCUUGAAGCUGCGCAUAAAAGCUCAUCAGAGUCCAACAUUACUAGUUUCUGGCCUGCUAGUAUUUUAAGUGAGACAUUUCGGAUUGUUUUUCAGAACUUGCUUCUUGAAGCAAACAAUGAGAUUUUACGAUGUUCUGAAAGAGUCUGGAGGCUUCUCCUUCAGUGUCCCAGUGAGGAGCUGGAUGUUGCUGCGGGUUCAUAUUAUUCGUCGUGGCUGGAACUGUCAACAACUCCAUAUGGUUCUGCCUUAGACGCUACAAAAAUGUUUUGGCCUGUAAUACUACCCAGAAAAAGCCAGUUUAAGGCUGCUGCAAAGAUGAGGGCUGUAAAAGGGGAGAGUGACUCUGGUGGAAAUUUUAGUUUACAGGGUGCAAGAGGGAUUCCCGAGCAAGAGCAGAAUGUCGAUGUUUCUACAAAUUCGACAAAAAUAAUUGUGGGUGCAGACAGUGAAAAGUCGGUCACCUAUACGAGGGUAACUACAUCAGAGGCAUUGGGCAUUUUUGCAUCAAAGUUGUCAGAGUCAUCAAUGCAAUAUAUAGUUGAUCUACUGUUAAAUGAGCUGAAAUCUCUAUCAGGGGUUCAGCGUCAGGUGUCUUCAAUGAUUCUUGCUGCCUGGUUUAAAGAGCUCAAGUUCCGAGAUCAACCUAAAAUGCCUGCUCUUAUGCUUAGCCUUGUCCACCCUCUUCAGAAACUAUUACUGGAUUUGCUUUCAUGUCCUGAUCCAGCAUUUCCUACAAAAGAUUUAGUUCACCCUUAUUCUGAACUGACAAGGACAUACAUGAAGAUGCGGAAUGAGGCAGCUCUUUUACACCGAGCGGCUGUUUCAUCGGGACUCUUUGACGAUAUUUUGUCAUCUCUCUCUUUCUCAAUGGAAACAAUUAUUGUGGAUGAAGCAAUCUCUUUUGCUUCGAAACUUUUGCUGCCAAGCGAGUCUUCCCAUGAAGAUGGUACUACAGAGAGGCAUGGUUUGGAGGAUGUGGAGUCAUCCAAGCAACGUCUCUUGUCAACUGCUGGGUAUUUAAAAUGUGUCCAGAGCAAUUUGCAUGUUACAGUUACAGCUUUAGUUGCAGGAGCUGUUACAUGGAUGUCAGAUCUUCCUGCUAAAUUAAAUCCAAUAAUUCUUCCUUUGAUGGCUGCAAUCAAAAGGGAACAGGAAGAAAUAUUGCAGAAAAAGGCAGCGGAAGCUUUAGCAGAGCUUAUUUUCUGUUGCAUUUCUCGUAAGCCAAGUCCAAAUGAAAAGUUAAUCAAGAAUUUAUGCACUUUAACAUGCAUGGAUCCUUCUGAGACGCCCCAAGCAGCUGUGAUGAAGUCAAUGGAGAUUUUGGAAGAUCAAGAAUUAUUGUCAUUGAAGAAAACUCGACAAGGUGAGAAGGCCAGAGUCCAUAUGUUGUCUGCUGGUGAUGAAAGGUCAAAAAUGGAAGGCUAUAUAGGCAGGAGGGGGUCAGAGCUUGUGUUAAAGUGCCUAUGUGACAAAUUUGGUGAUUCUUUAUUUGAUAAACUUCCUAAACUAUGGGAUUGCCUUACUGAGGUACUUAAGCCAGCUGUCACAGAAACUACACAUCUAACAGAAGGAGCACCAGCAGCACAAAACACUGAGUAUAUAGGCGAUCCUCAAGUCUUGAUCAACAAUCUACAGGUUGUUCGCUCUAUUUCACCUUUGCUGUUGACUACACUAAAGAAGAAAUUGCUCUUGCUGCUACCUAGUAUACUUAGUUGCUUGCAUCAUCAACAUGUUGCAGUUAGGUUGGCAGCUUCAAAAUGUAUUACUACAAUGGCAAUAACAAAUACUACCAAUGUGAUGGAAGUUGUGAUGGAAAGAGCGCUGCCGAUGUUGAGGGAUUCUACAUCUGUCUAUGCCAGACAAGGCGCUGGCAUGCUUAUAAGCUUGCUUGUACAGGGAUUAGGAGUUGAACUUGUGCCUUAUGCACCUUUGCUUGUUGUGCCUCUUCUAGGUUGUAUGAGUGAUAGUGAUCAAGCUGUAAGACAGAGUGUCACAAGCAGUUUUGCAGCCCUUGUCCCUCUACUACCAUUGGCUAGGGGUCUUCCUCUUCCUACUGGACUAAAUGAAAGUUUAUCUAAGAAUGCAGAUGUUCAAUUUCUCGAGCAACUGCUUGAUAGCUCUCAUAUUGAUGAUUACAAACUUUCCACCAAAUUGAAAGUAACCCUGAGAAGGUAUCAACAAGAAGGUAUAAACUGGUUGUCCUUCUUGAAACGGUUUAAGCUUCAUGGAAUUUUGUGUGAUGAUAUGGGGCUUGGCAAGACACUUCAAGCAUCUGCUAUUGUGGCAUCUGAUAUAGAAGAACAGCGGUCUUCUAAUUCAAAGACGAGUCAAUUUCCAUCUUUAGUUAUAUGUCCCUCAACAUUAGUUGCACACUGGGCCUAUGAAAUAGAGAAAUAUAUUGAUGAAUCUGUAAUCUCACCUCUCCAGUAUGUUGGUUCAAUUCAAGAGCGCCAGUCCCUCCGCAAUAACUUCAGCAAGUUCAAUGUUAUCAUAACAUCAUACGAUAUUGUCCGGAAGGAUAUUGAGCAUCUCCACUCAAUUUUAUGGAAUUAUUGUAUCUUAGAUGAGGGGCACAUUAUUAAAAAUUCAAAGUCAAAAGUUACAUGUGCAGUGAAACAGUUGAGAGCUGAUCACCGCCUCAUUCUCACUGGAACUCCUAUUCAGAACAACGUCUUGGAACUUUGGUCACUUUUUGACUUUCUAAUGCCUGGCUUCCUGGGGACCGAACGUCAGUUUCAAGCCACUUAUGGAAAGCCGCUGCUUGCAGCCAAAGAUUCAAAAUGUUCUGCCAAGGAUGCAGAAGCAGGUUGUUUAGCUAUGGAAGCACUGCAUAAACAGGUUAUGCCUUUCCUACUUCGCCGAACAAAAGAUGAGGUUUUAUCUGAUCUUCCUGAGAAAAUUAUCCAGGACAGGUACUGUGAUCUGAGUCCUGUUCAGAUGGCACUUUAUGAGCAAUUUUCCAAUUCUGAUGCAAGAAGGGAUCUCUCAUUACUGGUCGAAUCAGAGGACCAGCAGAGCAUAGCAGAUGUAGCGGCUCCAUCAAAAGCAUCUACCCAUGUCUUUCAGGCUAUCCAAUACUUGCUGAAAGUGUGUAGCCAUCCACUACUUGUCCUUGGUGAAAAGCCUUCACGGUCUCUUGUGCAUCAAAUCUCUGAUGUCAUUCCUGACUGUGCUGAAAAUUUGUCAUGUCUGCAUGAACUUCAACACUCUCCCAAGUUAGUUGCUCUUCAAGAGAUCCUGGAGGAAUGUGGAAUAGGCACAGAUAAUGCAGGCGAUGAAGCUGCUAUAGCUGGCGGCGGGCAACACAGGGCUUUAAUAUUUGCUCAACAUAAAUCCUUCUUGGAUAUCAUUGAGCGAGAUCUGUUCCAAGCACAUAUGAGGAGUAUCACGUAUUUGCGUCUCGACGGAUCGGUUGAACCAGAAAAACGUUUCGAAAUUGUUAAAGCUUAUAACUCUGACCCUACUAUCGAUGUUCUCUUACUCACAACACAUGUUGGAGGGCUUGGAUUAAAUCUUACAUCUGCGGACACCCUCAUUUUUAUGGAGCAUGACUGGAAUCCAAUGAGGGAUCAUCAGGCUAUGGAUAGAGCCCACAGGCUCGGACAACGUAAGGUUGUCAAUGUUCAUCGCCUUAUCAUGCGGGGAACAAUAGAGGAGAAGGUCAUGAGCCUCCAGAAGUUUAAAGUAUCAAUUGCAAAUGCUGUUAUUAAUGCAGACAAUGCCAGCCUGAAAACAAUGAAUACUCACCAAUUACUAGAUUUGUUUACUUCAGCAGACACUGGCAAGAAGGGUGCAGGAAAGCCAGGUUCUUCUGAUGCUGACCAGGAUAUGAUUGACAAGAAAACAUCAGUUGGAGGAAAGGGGCUGAAAGCCAUGUUAAAUAAUCUAGAAGAGCUCUGGGAUCAGUCACAAUAUACAGAAGAAUACGAUGUCAGCCAAUUCUUGGCAAGACUAAACGAUUGAAAUGUGUCAGUUUGUAAAAAGUGUAUAUUCGAGUGAGAAGCUCAUAGGCUCAAGAAUUUUGGCAGUGGUGAUUUUUGUCUUUUUUUAAUUUACUUGUAAUCUCAUGUAGAGCUAAGGGCGCGGAUGCAGGAGUUUACAGGAAGGUGCACGCCAAGUGUAAAUGAGGCAUAUUGUAUAUAACAAUUGUUUUUUAGUUCAAAUAGAGCCAUUGAUUCCUCAAA
Messenger RNA from Nymphaea colorata (pocket water lily), 6769 nucleotides. RefSeq names its product TATA-binding protein-associated factor BTAF1. Bases 402 to 6548 code for a protein of 2048 amino acids. NCBI's taxonomy places the organism in Eukaryota, Viridiplantae, Streptophyta, Magnoliopsida, Nymphaeales, Nymphaeaceae. The record is from RefSeq and is a predicted model, not a curated record. The transcript has 29 exons. Gene Ontology annotation, molecular function: ATP binding; ATP hydrolysis activity; DNA binding.